CAAAGCUCUUCCUGGAGCAGCAGAGCUUUUUAGAAAUCUCUUAAGGAUUGCACAGGACAAGAUUGCGACGAUCAUCAUGGCAUCUUGGGACGAUUCCUUGCGGGAGGAUUGGAUUGGGGAUAGAUUUACGGAGCUUAUUUAUGUAGAUCACUUCAGUGAAGCGCAGGCCAGGGAAUUUUUUAGUGGUUUACUAGUUAGUCAAGUGAGUAGUAGCAGCGGUAGCCCGGGACAUGGAUGGUGGCGGCGAUGGUGGAGGUGGAGUUGCGGUAAUCCUCUUCCCCCUCCAGCAGCUCCACCUCGAGUUCUUUCUUUGAAUGACGAAGAGUGGGGCAAGAUCUAUCGAGUUUGCGGCGGCUGUCCAUUGCUGUUAAAGCGUUGCGCAAAUCAAGUGUUCUCCGUAAACAUCAUGCCACUGGACAACUCUCUUGGCACCAUGGCCGCAUCGGUGGCAUCUCUUGUUUCUUUUGGAUUGGAAGGCGACGAUCAAGGGUGGGAUGUCGAGAUGUUUAAGCGAGUGAUGGAGCUCUUGGUGGACAGGGAUGGAGCCGUGGAAUGGGCGACUGUUUGUAGCAAAGUGUUUGGCGGUGACGAGGGAGCUUGCAAGGCUCAGCUCAAGGCCAUGGCAGCAAACGGCGUCAUCCAUAUCAAGUGCGUGCCUAGUGAAUCGAUUAAGAUGGUGGAGCCGAUUUCUCCUCCCCAUCUCCAGGCAAUGAGAGACGAGCUGGAGCACUCCGGCUACGACAGUGACGACGACGAUUAAGCCUGUUUUGAUGUUCGGG
This is a messenger RNA of Selaginella moellendorffii, 779 nucleotides long. RefSeq lists its product as uncharacterized. NCBI's taxonomy places the organism in Eukaryota, Viridiplantae, Streptophyta, Lycopodiopsida, Selaginellales, Selaginellaceae. The record is from RefSeq and is a predicted model, not a curated record. Bases 77 to 760 code for a protein of 227 amino acids. The transcript has 2 exons.